AUGAAGACAAAGUGUGACGAAUGCGGUAGCACAACUAUUACAGGAAUAUUCAGCCGUGGAUUUGAGAUCUUUAAUGAAACCAGCGAUAUUAAAUUUAAAAUCGUUGAUAGUUGCAAUCGCACACUCUACGAUCUCACGGACGGAUUGAAUGUUGAGUUUAAUUGCGAUAGUAGUACCGAUCCUUUUAGACACACGUUUUAUGAAAUCAAUUUGGAUUGUUUUGAGGAUGGUAUCAUUUUCCCGCCAGUUGGAAAACAUAGCAAGCAUCAACAAGGUGGAGAUCAAAAUAAGCCCAAUGUGGAAGUUUCUAAAGAUGAAAAAAAACUUGAAAUAGAGAAUAUAAAUGAGAUUGUUAAAAAUCAAUGGAAAUAA
Funneliformis geosporum is the source of this 372-nucleotide messenger RNA. The record is from the annotation of a GenBank genome assembly. Lineage: Eukaryota; Fungi; Glomeromycota; Glomeromycetes; Glomerales; Glomeraceae.